ACCGUGUGUGCUCGCGGUCCUCAGAGAGCCUCUCGAACUUAUCGCCUGGAAAUCGCGGUCCUGCCGCCCGGGGAAGGAUCGCGUCCCUUGGUAGAAGAAAGCUUACUGCUCGGAGGCUCCUUUUUGUUUUUAAAAUGCAGUCUUGAAAACGUGCUGCCGAGGUCUAGUAAGGAUGGAUGCUCGCUAUUUCUAACGUGUGGCUAAUGGAUGAAAGGAACGCAGACAUUAGCCUGUUUUAGGAGCGUUAAAAGUGGCGAGUGCAGCAGCGAGCUGUGCGCGUUGCAGUACAGAAGCCUGUUGAAUGCACCACUGAGCCUUAAGGGGCUCUUCUGUCAGAAACAGGAACCCUCAGGACCUUGCAAUAUGAAUAAUUCUCUGGAGAACACCAUUUCCUUUGAAGAAUACAUCCGCGUGAAGGCGCGAACGAUCCCCCAGCACAGGAUGAAGGAGUUUCUGGACUCCCUUGCUUCCAAGGGGCCGGAAGCCCUGCAGGAGUUUCAGCAGACCGCCACCACCACCAUGGUGUAUCAGCAGGGUGGCAACUGCAUUUACACGGACAGCACAGAGGUGGCUGGGUCUUUGCUCGAACUCGCUUGCCCUGUGACAACCAGUGUCCAGCAGCAAACUCAGCAAGAGCAGCAGAUACAGGUUCAGCAACCCCAGCAAGUCCAGGUCCAGGUCCAGGUGCAGCAGUCACCGCAGCAGGUCUCCGCCCAGCAGCUCUCUCCGCAGCUCACUGUCCACCAAGCUUCGGAGCAGCCGAUACAGGUCCAGGUGCAGAUCCAAGGGCAGGGGCAGCAGCAGGCGUCCCAGACAAUACAGAGCCAGUCUCUUCAGAGCCCCAGCCCGUCUCAGCUGCAGGCGGCUCAGAUCCAAGUGCAGCACAUGCAGACUGCCCAGCAGAUCCAGGCUGCCGAGAUCCAGGAGGAGCACAUACAGCACCAGCAGAUCCAGGCCCAGCUCGUGGCCGGACAGGCCAUUACUGGUGGCCAGCAGAUCCAGAUCCAGACGGUCGGGGCGCUCUCACCUCCUCCUUCUCAGCAAGGCUCUCCGCGAGAGGGAGAGCGGCGGAUCAGCACGGCCAGCGUCCUUCAGCCGGUGAAGAAACGCAAAGUGGAUAUGCCUAUUACUGUAUCGUAUGCUAUUUCAGGGCAGCCAGUUGCCACAGUGCUGGCCAUUCCUCAGGGCCAGCAACAAAGUUACGUCUCGUUACGGCCAGACUUAUUAACGGUGGACAGUGCCCACCUGUACAGUGCCACUGGGACCAUUACUAGCCCCACUGGAGAGACUUGGACCAUCCCCGUUUAUUCUGCUCAGCCGCGUGGUGACCUUCAGCAGCAAAACAUCACCCACAUCGCCAUCCCGCAGGAGGCCUACAACGCUGUCCACGUCAGCGGCUCGCCGACGACCCUGGCUACCGUGAAGCUGGAAGACGACAAGGAUAAGAUGGUGGGAAGUACUUCAGUAGUGAAGAACUCUCACGAGGAAGUGGUGCAGACUCUUGCUAAUUCGCUCUUUCCAGCGCAGUUUAUGAAUGGCAACAUCCACAUUCCAGUGGCAGUGCAGGCUGUGGCAGGGACGUACCAGAACACAGCACAGACAGUGCACAUAUGGGACCCCCAGCAGCAACAGCAGCAGCCCACACCGCAGGAGCAGGGGCAGCAGCAGCAGCAGCUACAAGUCACUUGCUCAGCUCAAACCGUUCAGGUUGCUGAAGUUGAACCACAGCCGCAGCCACAGACUUCACCUGAACUUCUACUUCCAAACUCUCUGAAGCCAGAAGAAGGGCUUGAAGUGUGGAAAAGCUGGGCACAGACCAAGAAUGCAGAGCUGGAAAAAGAAGCCCAAAAUAGGCUAGCACCUAUUGGAAGGCGUCAGCUGCUGAGGUUCCAGGAAGAUCUCAUCUCUUCAGCUGUGGCUGAGCUGAAUUAUGGUCUAUGCUUAAUGACACGAGAAGCUCGGAAUGGUGAUGGUGAACCCUAUGAUCCAGAUGUGCUCUAUUAUAUCUUCCUGUGUAUUCAGAAGUAUCUCUUUGAAAAUGGUCGAGUAGAUGACAUCUUCUCAGAUCUCUACUAUAUUCGGUUCACUGAAUGGCUGCAUGAAGUUCUCAAGGACGUACAACCUCGUGUUUCCCCUCUUGGUUACGUCCUCUCCAGUCACGUAACAGAAGAGAUGCUGUGGGAGUGUAAGCAGCUGGGAGCUCACUCCCCUUCCACCUUGCUCACUACACUGAUGUUUUUCAAUACAAAAUACUUCCUGUUGAAAACAGUAGACCAGCACAUGAAGCUGGCCUUCUCCAAGGUGUUGAGGCAGACUAAGAAGAACCCUUCUAAUCCCAAGGACAAAAGCACGAGUAUCCGCUAUCUGAAGGCUUUUGGCGUACACCAGACGGGCCAGAAAGUUACAGAUGACAUGUAUGCGGAGCAGACUGAGAAUCCAGAGAACCCCCUGAGGUGUCCGAUAAAGCUGUAUGACUUCUACCUCUUCAAAUGCCCCCAGAGUGUGAAAGGCCGGAAUGACACGUUUUACUUGACUCCGGAGCCAGUGGUGGCCCCCAACAGCCCGAUCUGGUAUUCCAUCCAGCCGAUCAGCAGAGAGCAGAUGGAGCAGAUGCUCACCCGGAUCCUGGUGAUACGAGAGAUUCAGGAAGCUCUUGCCGUGGCUAAUGCCAGCACCAUGCACUAAGGCAUCCUUCUUGGCUCGGAAGGGGUGGGGUGGGGUGACGGGGGAGGGACAAGCAAAGAUAAAUUGUACAGACUUUUACACUAAAGGAGAUGCCUAAGUUUUUGGUUUUUUAUUGGUGUAGUUAUGAAGCCCUUUUAGGCUUCUUCUCUUUAAAAGAAUCUAAAGGAAAACCUACCCAUUGUGUAUCCUACCCAACACAUCAAACUGUUGGAACCAUUGGAGGCUGCAUAUCCCCUGCAAGCUGGGAGCUGUGGAAAGCUGCUGGUUGACUCUGUUUUUUUUUAUGAUGUAGAAAAUAUGAACUACAGAAUUGGCCUGGAUGACUGGGGCCUCUGUCUCCUUGGAGCACGUGCAGCCUAGAGGGCACAGAAUGAUGGAUGGACCUGCUCAGCCAGUGGAAGAGAGGCAGGCAUCUUCUUUUCUUGUGCUUGGACGUUAAUUUGCUGUUAUCUUGGAAGGAAGAGGAGAGAGUGAACUACAAUUGUCAUUUAUACAAAGAAAAAAAAAAAACAAACAACGAUUUCUAUUCAGACCUUUAAGUGACAUUUUUAGAUGUUAAAAGUACAAACUUUACCACACUCUUCUUUUUUGGCCUAACGUUGAGGCCUUAAACCUUGAGGCUCCUGUGCCUGAUGGAAUUCUUGUAACAUACACUUGUGUAUCAUAUAAAGAUACCACCCUGUUUCUCUUAUGUAUUCUUACUCUAGUUGUUUAUUAAGAAUGACGAGCACGUCUUUUCAA
This is a messenger RNA of Cygnus olor (mute swan), 3426 nucleotides long. It is a transcript of the gene QRICH1, whose product is annotated as glutamine rich 1. The transcript is spliced from 10 exons. The coding region runs from base 208 to 2685 and encodes 825 amino acids. The record is from RefSeq and is a predicted model, not a curated record. NCBI's taxonomy places the organism in Eukaryota, Metazoa, Chordata, Aves, Anseriformes, Anatidae.